Messenger RNA from Penaeus indicus, 2303 nucleotides. Its product is annotated as solute carrier family 35 member F3-like. The record is from RefSeq and is a predicted model, not a curated record. NCBI's taxonomy places the organism in Eukaryota, Metazoa, Arthropoda, Malacostraca, Decapoda, Penaeidae. The transcript has 11 exons. Bases 678 to 2201 code for a protein of 507 amino acids.
CACGUAACUCUCUCGCUCAGCACCUGUAGCUGCUUGUGUUAACCCGUGGUGCUGCAUCGCUAACACUGCACAUACGACAGUGACGCUAAACGAUUAGGCUCUGAAUCUAUAUCAAACGCGUUCUAACAGCUACCUCAUGUGCACACGAGAGACGGUGAAUUAAACAGGAGAUACGAGAAGCGAGAUAAACACCGUGUUUUGGAGCAUCCGGGGGAGAAAACCAGGGAAUAGCAGAAAGGUGGGGGGGAGAGAAAUCCACGUAUCUCUAGACUGUCGACCUCGUGACCUGGUGAAUGACGAACAUGACCCCUACGUGACAAGGACCUCCGUUUCCCUACGUGUGUGUGUGUCUCUGCGAAGUGGUUGUCCGGGAAAGGAGAAACGGAGAGAGAAAUAGAGAAAGAGAGAGAAAGAGAGGCAGAGAGAACACACACACACACUUCCACACCAGAUCUGCGAUAAGAGCGGUGCGUUGGUGAUCACGUGACUUCCCUAGUGACCUCGCCUUACCGGAUGUAAUCUCCUGACCUUGUCACAUCCCUCGACAGCCCCCUCCCUCCCUCAACCCUCCCCCCCCUUCCCCCAAGAGCGGUACCUCCAGCAUGGUACCAUCAGUGGUAUCGACGCAAUGGUAGUGGAAGCACGUCGCUGGUAGAGACCGCAACCGCACUCUCACGAUGGGCGAAGACCUAGGCGCCCGCAGGCCCUCCAUCGCCACCAUCUUCAACCCCCGUCGUGGGCGUGGGUCGGCGCCCGCGAGACCUUCCGUGGUCGUCACAGAUGAGGACUCCCCCGGGCCGCCCCUCCAGCUCUCCAACGGCGCGGGCGUGAGGGUCGGCUCCGCGGGCGUGAGUGCUGGCAGCGCCCCGACGCCCGUGCGGAGCCCCUCCAUCAACCUAGCCUCGCCCGCGCCUCCAGCCGACCCGGAGACCGGUUCGGCGUCGGAGAGUCAGAGAGAGAAAACCACAAAAUGUACGAAGUUCCGGAAAGCUAUAUUCUCAAAGACGACCAGAAAGGUUGUGGUAGGAUGGCUCGUGACCUGUUGCGUGACGGCGUCCUGGGUUGGGGCGACGCACCUCCUGAAGGACAUGUUCCUACGUCAGACACCUGCGUCUACAAUGCCUACGGGCCCUUCUCUGCCCUCAGCGCCCCUUCCUACGUCGAAUACCUCCCAGCCUGUGAAAAUGGGCGUGCAGAAACAGGUGUUCGACGCGCCCUUCUUCACCACGUGGUUCUGCACGACGUGGACGGGCCUGUUCUUCCCCAUGUACCUCGCGUCCCACCUCUGCUUCAAGAGGGACAAGUCGUCCUUGAAGGUCACCCUCAAGGCCAUCGCGCAGAACUUCCGGGACCGUGGAGUGACCUUUGGCAAGUUCAUGACCCGGUGCUGCCUCUUCUGCCUCCUCUGGGUUGUAACAAAUUACAUGUACGUGUACUCCCUGAGGAUCCUAGACUGUACAGAUGUCAUGGCGUUGUACUCUGCCCACGUCUCCUUCGUGUACCUCCUUUCGUGGGUCAUCCUUCAUGAUCAGUUCGUGGGCGUGAGGAUUGUUGCAGUGAUCCUUUGCAACACGGGCAUCGCUCUCCUAGCCUACAUGGACGGCAUCACAAAGACAAAAACACUCGGUGGUGUUGUCCUUGCUGCUGCGGCUGCGGCUGGAUCGGCGGUGUAUAAGGUGCUCUUCAAGAAGGUGAUAGGCGAGGCGAGCUUCGGCCAGGUGAGCUUCAUCUUCACCAUCAUCGCUCUCCUGAACACCGUGCUCCUCAGCCCCUUCGUCGCCGCCUUCUACUUCAGCGGCUACGAGGUCAUCGAGUGGCGUUUCCUGCCGUGGCCCAACCUGGUCAUCGCCGCAGCUUUGUCGCUAGCCGCCAACCUCCUGGGCAACUUCGCGAUCGCCUUCACCUUCGAGAUCUUCAUAACCCUUGGCCUUGUUCUGGCUGUCCCUGUGUCUGCGGUCCUCGACACGAAGUGGUACGCCGUGCAGUUCCAAGGAAUGAAGCUCGCCGGUGUUGUGCUGAUUAUGUGCGGCUUCUUCCUGGUCCUCUUCCCUGCGAACUGGCCUGAGUACAUCACCAAGGUCCUCCGUUGGGGUCGGCACAGGAAACGUAACCAGCCUCGUCAGCAGCCAGAACCUGUCGACUACAGGACGGGGCUCAUCUCACGCUCUCAUCUUCGAUCUCCUUCAGGACUGAUUCGAUGAUCGACUGAGCUCGAGACGUCUUGGCUGUUGGCUUGUUUCAUGAUCUGAUGCAGUACUUGCAGAUCUUAUUAUUUCGAUUGUUUGUAUUGAUUUGUUUCCAUU